AAAAGAUCCAGUGACUCAUGUACAUUUUCUUGCCGGUGUGCAGGCGGCCAGAACAAAAGUGUGAUUUACACGAAAAUUUAAAAAGCCAAAGACAAAAUGGACGAAAAAGAAAAGAAUGCACAUAAAAAGGAACAGAUUAUCCAGAAUAUACGCAACGAGCUGAAGAAAAAGAUCAACGACAAGAAGCACAUUCUCAUCCAGAGCGACCAGGCGGUGGUGGUGAAGGCCGACUAUCCCAAGGCGCAGUAUCACUUUCGUGUGGUGGCCAAAGCUGAUAUCGCGGAUGUGACCAAGCUGACAGCCGAUCAUCUGCCGCUGCUCGACCACAUGAUGGACUUGGCCGUGCAGAUCAUCGAGAUGCAGGACCACCUGCCGUCUCGCAAUUUUCGCAUUGGCUUCAAGGCGGACCCGUUCUGGGACCGCCUGAACAUGCACGUCAUCUCCGAUGACUUUUACUCGAUGUCGAUGAAGCGCAUUAAGCACUGGAAUAGCUUCAACACGGAGCUUUUCAUGCCCUUCCAGCAGGCCUACAUCAUGCUGAGCUCUGAGGGCGCCAUCGAGCCCAUACCCGAGGAGGAGUCCGAAAAGCUCAAGCUCCAGGUGCCACUCCACUGUAAUCAGUGCGAUUUUGAGUCCCCGUUGCUGUUGUCCCUGAAGGCCCAUCUAUACACCCAUUGGCGGAGCAAAGAGCACGAGCGUCAGAUAAAAAAGGAAACGGACAGCAUUGCCAAGUUGCUUGACGAAGUUAAAUUGGAUGACAACGCCCAGCCCCUAGCUUCUGCGAUCAGUGAGGAGUCCCAGCAGGAGGUUUUCACUGAAAAUGUGAACGGGCCACCGGUAAACAUAAUGAAUCAGGCGAACAUCAACAACCCGUUUAGAGGCACGCCGCCACGCUUCGGGAUUGCUGCGGUUGCGCCACCACAGCGGCCUGGAAAUCCUUUCGGCUAUGCGCCGCGUCACCAGCGUCCCGGCAACCCCUUUGCCCGUGCGCCGCGACCUCAGCAGAAAGUCUACCCCUACGGAUAUGCGCCGUGUCCACAGAUGGCCGGCAAUCACUUUGGACCGCCAUCACGUCCAUAUGGUAAACAUCGUGGCAAUAUGCAGCCGCGUGGGCCCAUGCCGCUUAGGUUUGCUCAGCCACAACCGCAGCAUUUCAUGGAUCAAAAUACUGUAUUUGCUCCAUUCAACCAGCAGCCCCGAUUUGCUCCAAAUAAUCCACAGAACCAGCGCCAUCGUGCUCCCAAGCAGCAACAGAACCAGCGUCCUCGUGCUCCCAACCCCCAACAGAAUUACGGGAAACCUGCAUCGAAGUAGGGAAUAAAACGAUGCUGACAGCCGCCCAGUGUGUCUUAUAAAUUGAAGCAAAAUCUAUAAUUUACUCUUAAAUACGGAAUGAAGACUAGCAACUAUAUAUCUUAUAAACUAAAACUGAUGCCAGACUGAAGGAAAACUCAUACAGGAAACAUUUACAGAAGCAAUGUACAAAAUGAAAUCAUCAACGCAUUAAAUGUAAGACCUCAUUCCUAGCAGGCGCUAUGCCAAAAAUGAAUUCGAAUAGGUUACAAAA
Messenger RNA from Drosophila guanche, 1567 nucleotides. Its product is annotated as aprataxin-like protein. NCBI's taxonomy places the organism in Eukaryota, Metazoa, Arthropoda, Insecta, Diptera, Drosophilidae. The record is from RefSeq and is a predicted model, not a curated record. Gene Ontology annotation, molecular function: single-strand break-containing DNA binding; DNA 5'-adenosine monophosphate hydrolase activity; single-stranded DNA binding. Bases 97 to 1314 code for a protein of 405 amino acids. Gene Ontology annotation, biological process: double-strand break repair; single strand break repair. The transcript has 3 exons. Gene Ontology annotation, cellular component: nucleus.